CUGACUGAUGACUUUUUCGGGCUUCCCGCAAAUCAAAGCACGACAGGGAGCCUGGUGUAGCACAAAACAAACGCCUAUCUUCGGAGCUAGGUCCUGCUCCGCCCCUGUUCUUGUUGGACUACUAGUAUCGAGAAAAGCGCGUUCGGUGGUCUCACGCUACUUCCGCUUCUUCCAUCUCAGCACAACCACAAGCGAACUUCGAUCUAAUGGUCCUCACAAACUGUGAUAUCGGCCAAUAUUUUCCCUCAGCAGAAGUCAACAAUGUUCAUGACAAGAUUGUCUCUAGAACUGUUCGCGUUUCGAAGUGUGACCUCUCGAACGGCUGAACGUGUCAGGCUGAGGCUGACCAAAAGAUCCACACAAUUGCAUGCCAACCCUCUAGUGUGUCCUCUAAAUACCACCACCGUCCAGCUCGGCGGCGCCACAGACGCACAGAUGUCUGUCGUUGUCAGUUGAGCCGAACGAGGGUUCUUUAAACAUUGGGGUUCCUUUGCACAGGUCUUGAAUGUUGAACAAUGACCGGGAGGUUUGGUAAGUAGCCGCCGUGGAGAAAGACGAUCUCUACUGUCUUUUCCAGAAUCCACGGGCAGGAUUCAAUGCAUUACUGAGAUUGCCGUGUUACCGUUCUGAUUGAAUCACUCUUGCGGGCUGAGGCUUCGCUUCAAAGCCAAGACUUUCGCUUCCCACCUUGCACUGUACCAUGUGGCUUUGUCCCAUACCAAGCCUGUCGGCACUGACCCCCGGAUGCUCGUUAAGGACGAACGCCUUUCAGCUUGUCAUAUCUUAUUGGUGCUUGAGAAAUUAGGUCCGAUGCAUGGCUAACAGGGACCCCUCAAAGGGACCAGUCAUGGUGGACGUGCUGCACUUGAGGCAGUCUUCAAAAGGACUGCCCUGCCGGCGCACGUCUUGACAUUACACCAGCCAAAUAUUGCUUCCUCGUUGGGUCGAUAGCUGUGGCCUUGGUUGUGCGCCGUCCGCUUGGGCGAUGCGCUUCUGGAGUCGAAGAGGUGAACCUUAGUGAACACGAGAAGCACAAACGUACACCAUGGCAGGCUCUCACUAUAUCCCACUCGGGCCUUUUGACUACUCCCAAACGACUCCCAACCCGGAAGCCCAACAGCCUUCAUAUUUCUCCAGCACCAUUCGGAAUCCCGCCUACGAUCCUAUCCCUUACCUGCACAGUCCAGAUGAUGGCACGUAUAGUACACAGAACCAGCCGCUCAGAUAUCAGCAAUGGGAGAUGUCAGGCGGCCAGCCUGGUGACACCUCCUACAGAGGGUUCGACGGAAAUGGUCCUGGUCUUCGUCCAGCAGCUGGACGGAAUGCUAGCUCUCGAUCAUCCAUUUGGUCUGCCAACAAGGGAUUCAGUGUCUCCCACUUCAACGUACCGGCAGCAGCAUCGCCUUGGGAGCAUGAACUGUCUGAGAAACAUGGGGCAGCCUUGCCUCCAUCCAGUACUGUCAGAUAUUUCGAUCGGCGUCGACAGCGUGCCCGGCUUUUGUUCAACAGUAGCUUCCAGUGGACCAUUACCGCGCUUAUCUGCGCUGCCAUGGCCGGCAGCAUGUACGGGUUCUCAAAGCUGAUUGGGAUGAGUUCGACGAUCAAGCACAUCUUCAAUGCGUUGAUCACGGGCUUCUCGUUAUGCCUCGGUCUGAACUUGUCGUCCUCCCUGACGGGCUAUGCCCAAAUGAUGCGGUGGAGAUUCCUUGCUUCGGGCUAUCGGACCCUCCAGGACUUUGAGCUCGUCAUGAACUGCGACAGCCAGUCUCACACACUGAGACUGCUUUGGGCUGGCCGGACGCGCGGGAAAUGGUACCCUAACAAGACCCAGUUGGUGGCCCUGCUGUGGCUGCUGGUUAACCUCGGCCUUCAGGUUUCGACGGCCCUGGUAGGAUUGACAUACUCGAUCAACGUGUCGUCAGAAUAUGUCCGCCUCACUUAUGGCAAUGUCAGCAUUUCCGACGUCACUUAUAUUGGCAACCAGGAAACCGUGGCUCUGUACCGAGACGACCCGGAGAGUGCUCCGUCCGUCUUAGCGCAAACCGCCGUCGCAAACCAAUGGGGCGUGACCGGGCAGGACUACUCUGUGGUUAACACGACAUUCGAUGACGACAACGGGAAGCAGCAAGUCGUAUACACCAACGCCGACGAAUCAAUGUACUGGUAUCGGUUUAUCGAUCGAUCCCCCUUAGCGUUCAGUCAGUCAACGGCCACGUCGCGGACGGUGAACGUGACGGCGUCAUGCGAGUCGUUUGAAGUCACGUACGGGGGCUACGGGGGGUUUCAGAGUAACGACUCUGACUUGAUGUGGGGGGUGGUAUGGGUUGACAAUCAGGGCAACAGCAACUCAUGGUGGAUCGAGGACGUGGCCACGGGAGCGACGACAUGGAUGGGCAACAUGUCGUCGGACUGUGGGGAGCGAUGCGCGCAGAUUUACGCGCUCCAGACGGCGGACAAUAUGACCAACGACGUGCCGGAGCCGCGGUUCUGGUCGUGUUUGGUCAACGUGUCGCCCGUGGACAAUGUGCACGAAUACAUCAACCCGUCGCAGUACCAGAUCCCGGAUCUUCAAGCCACGAUCCUCGCCGGCUCGAUCGGCUGGUCCGGCGUCGUCACCCGCGGCGACUUGCCCAUGGCCAAUUUGCAAGUUGUGCGGUAUCCGGCCGACUCGCAGUGGAGUCCGCCGGGCAACAUCUCGUCCGACGAUAUGGCCCGGCUGGUCAUGAAGUUCACCACCGGUGCCAUCUCGGCUCUCGACACCGACGGGCCCCGACUCAACGUCACGGGCUAUGGACCCGCGCCCGCCCAGAUCCUGCAGGUCCAAUGGAAAUACGCCGCCGCCGUCCUCGGCGGCAUCCCGACCGCCCAAGCCGUCGUGUUACUGGCUGUGGUUCUGUUUGCCAACAAGGCCAUCAUCAAGGACACCAGCCAUCUGUCUAUGGCUCGUCUGUUGCGUCCCAUAGUCGACAAGCUAGGCGAUACCGGCUGUCUGCUGACUGGCGACGAGAUCGCUGAGCGCCUCGGCAACUACCGCGUCAUCUAUGGCGUUAGGGGUUCUGGCCGCCAGGGUGUCCCCCCCCGUCGGCGUCGGCGACGAUGGCACAAUCCGCCAUGUCGAUAUCAUUGAUGAGGCGGAGGGCCUCGGUUACAGGAGAGGCGGCAUGCCUGAAGGGAGAUAUGACGGCCUCCACCCUGCUCCUUGUGGAGAUGAACAAGCGCGCUUGCUUGUACGCGAACAGGAACCAUCGGCUGAGGUGGACCGGCCCCAGGGCCAGGAUCGGUGGUCACAUCCAGACAGAAAAGGGCGGCGGAUGAGUGUUUGAACGAAUAUUUUUUUUUCAAGUGCAAUGAAAACUAUCAGCAUCGCGUGCAAGGCUUUGGCCGUUCUUUUUAAAUCAUGCUACGAUAUGAAUGUUGGAUUCGGUAGGUCGUCUGGGGAUGUACGGUGCGGGUUUUGCUUUUCUCCUUUUGUUGGUGGAAGUCAAGGCGACAAGCCCAAGCUGGAUCAGCGUCGGAAUAACAAGAGACCGAAGGAAUGAACAUUGAUGAGAGUUGCCAGAAGUAUAGUACAGCUUGCUUUGAUUCAGAGCCUCUGGACUUUCCAAUUAUAGUCUGGUCUACUUGUAGCUAUGUACCUCCUGGCCUGGAGUCCAUGAUAUGCGGCGUUGUAUGAAUCCAAUGUAAAUAACCUUGUUCCUUGUCGAAAAUCUGGCGAUAGUACUGUAUAUGUUCAGCAGUCGAGCCAGCCACAUAAAUUGCUUGUCAAGAAAGCCAUCCGCC
This is a messenger RNA of Exophiala dermatitidis NIH/UT8656, 3780 nucleotides long. RefSeq lists its product as uncharacterized. The transcript is spliced from 4 exons. The record is from RefSeq and is a predicted model, not a curated record. Lineage: Eukaryota; Fungi; Ascomycota; Eurotiomycetes; Chaetothyriales; Herpotrichiellaceae. Bases 1046 to 3127 code for a protein of 693 amino acids.